Molecule: messenger RNA, 1839 nt
Organism: Zalophus californianus (California sea lion)
Lineage: Eukaryota; Metazoa; Chordata; Mammalia; Carnivora; Otariidae
Gene: KRT76
Product: keratin 76
Biological process (GO): intermediate filament organization; keratinization
Cellular component (GO): keratin filament
Molecular function (GO): structural constituent of skin epidermis
Source: RefSeq, a predicted model, not a curated record
AUGAACAGACAAGUCUGCAAGAUAGCUGGCGGCGGCAGCCAGGGCUUCUCCGGCCGCUCCGCCAUGGUCUCCGGCAGCAGCAGGAUGAGCUGUGUGGCCCGCUCCGGGGGAGCCGGCGGAGGGGCCUGUGGGUUCCGGGGUGGAGCAGGCGGCUUUGGCAGUCGCAGUCUCUACAGCCUGGGUGGCAACAAGAGCAUCUCCAUCAGCGUGGCUGGUGGCUCCCGGGCUGGUGGCUUUGGGGGAUGGCGUGGCAGCUGUGGCAAUGGCUUUGGUGGCUAUGGAGGUGGCUUUGGUGGUGGCAGAGGAAUGGGAGGUGGCUUUGGAGGAGCUGGUGGCUUUGGUGGAGCUGGUGGCUUUGGAGGGGCUGGUGGCUUUGCUGAUGGCUUUGGUCCUGGUGGUUUCCCUGGGGGAAUCCAGGAAGUGACUGUCAACCAGAGCCUCCUGCAGCCCCUCAAUGUGGAGAUCGACCCCCAGAUUGGGCAAGUAAAGACCCAGGAGCGGGAGCAGAUCAAGACCCUCAACAACAAGUUCGCCUCCUUCAUUGACAAGGUGCGGUUCCUGGAACAGCAGAACAAAGUCCUGGAGACCAAGUGGGAGCUGCUCCAGCAGCAGACCACAGGAUCUGGCUCAGGACCCAACAACUUGGAGCCUUUCUUUGAAUCCUGCAUUAGCUUCCUGCGCAGGCAGUUGGAUUUGGCUCUGGGGGAGAGAGGGAACCUGGAAGGAGAGCUGAAGAACAUGCAGGACCUCGUGGAAGACUUCAAAAAGAAGUAUGAAGAUGAGAUUAACAAGCGCAAUGCAGCUGAGAAUGAGUUUGUGGGGCUCAAGAAGGACGUGGAUGCAGCAUACAUGAACAAGGUGGAGCUGCAGGCCAAGGUGGACAGCCUGACAGAUGAACUGAAUUUCUUGAGGACCCUCUAUGAGAUGGAGCUGUCUCAGAUGCAAAGUCAUGUCAGUGAUACGUCUGUUGUCCUAUCCAUGGACAACAACCGCUGCCUGGACCUGGAUAGUAUCAUUGCCGAGGUCAAGGCCCAGUACGAGGACAUUGCCCAGAGGAGCAAGGCGGAAGCUGAGGCAUUGUACCAGACCAAGCUUGGGGAACUGCAGACCACUGCUGGCAGGCAUGGGGAUGACCUGAAGAACACUAAGAGUGAGAUCAUGGAGCUCAACAGGGUGAUCCAGAGGCUGCAGGCCGAGAUUGAGAAUGUUAAGAAGCAGAAUGCAAACCUGCAGGCGGCCAUUGCUGAAGCUGAGCAGCGUGGGGAGAUGGCCCUCAAGGAUGCCAAUGCCAAGCUCCAAGGUUUGCAGACUGCUCUACAGAAGGCCAAGGAUGACCUGGCCCGGCUGCUGAAAGAGUACCAGGAGUUGAUGAACGUGAAACUGGCCCUGGACGUGGAAAUUGCCACCUAUUGCAAGCUGCUAGAGGGCGAGGAGUUCAGGAUGUCCGGAGAGUGUCAGAGCGCUGUGAGCGUUUCGGUGGUCAGCAAUGUCACCAGCACAAGCAGCAGCUCUGGAGGAAGCCGUGGAGGGGUCGUCGUCCGCGGCAGCAGUAGCGGUGGCUACAGGGGUGGCAGUGGUGGCUAUGGAGGGGUCAGCGGCAGCAGCAGCAGCAGCAGCAGCUACGGGGUCAGCAGUGGCAGCAGUGGGGGCUACCAGAGUGGCAGCAGUGGGGGCAGGCUCAGCAGCCGAGGCAGCAGCUCUGUGAGUCAGAGUGGAAUUGGCUCCAGCUCUGGUGUCAUCCAGACUUCGGGAGGCAGCAGCUAUAAGUCUGGCAGUGGAGGCAGCACCGGCAUCCGCUUCUCCCAGACCACCAGCUCGAACCAGCUCUUCUCCAAGUGA